Messenger RNA from Ustilago hordei, 1212 nucleotides. RefSeq lists its product as uncharacterized. NCBI's taxonomy places the organism in Eukaryota, Fungi, Basidiomycota, Ustilaginomycetes, Ustilaginales, Ustilaginaceae. The record is from RefSeq and is a predicted model, not a curated record. The transcript has a single exon. The coding region runs from base 1 to 1212 and encodes 403 amino acids.
AUGCGACCAUCUCGGUACCUCCUCCUGAGCGCGCUUGUCGCAGCCUCGGCAGCAGCCUCCGCUUCUCAGCAGCAGCACCAAGUUCGAGGUCGUCCAGACCACCAUCUUGCUGCCCGGUCACCUCAGUUCCCUCUGUUUGGCGGUUUCGGUGGUGGUGACGACGACGACGACUCGUCCGCAUCUGCCACGCGCCCUUCUGCCACUGGCUCCCAAACCGAUGAUGGAUUGUUCCCAGCCGCCUCUUCCAGUUCAGCUGCAGCUGUCUCUUCCUCUGCUGCUGCUGCUGCUGCUGCUGCUUCUUCUUCCUCUUCAGCCGCUCUAGCCUCUGCUUCCGCCUCACGAGCAGCCGCUGAAUCCUCCUCCAUUGCUGCAGCCGCUGCUUCCUCCUCCAUUGCUGCAGCCGCUGCUUCCUCUGCUGCUGCCUCCAUCUCCAGCGCAGCUGCUUCCGAAGCCGCCGCAUCAUCCCGUUCUGCCGCUGCAGCUGCCUCUGCCAGUCGCACUUCCACUUCUGCUACAGCCCAGCCAACCACUUCAGCCGGUCUCACCACAACCCUCACCGCUACAGUCCAAGCUGCACCAACAGCCGUCCCUCCCACUUCCUCGGCUACCAGCGAAUCCUCCGACAGCAACAAGUCUGGAGGAGCAAGCACCGGUCUCAUCAUUGGCGUUUCCGUCACAGGAGGCGUGUUGGUUCUUGCAGCAUUCAUCUUCCUCUACUUCAAAUUCGGUACUCGACGAUUCAGCAAUUUCGACGAUGGAGAUGCCGAUAUCAAGUGGCCUGAGCUCAAACAUGAUCCUGAUUCGAACGUCAUGCAGCCGUUGCCGGCGCGUAGGACGGGUGGAGCUGGGUUCGAUAUGGGUGAUGAAUCGGAUAACGAAGGGCAUGAUGGGAAUGGUAUGGGUGAGAAAGGAAGGGAUAGUUUUGGCAACUCGACUACUGCACUUGCUGCUGGAGGUGGUGCGGUUGGGGGAUAUGGGGUCGGGGAGUACGUCGAUCAUGGCUAUGCAGCACAGAUGGAUCCGGCGGUUGGUGCCGGGUAUUAUGGUGAACAUAUGUAUGGAGGACAGUAUGGAGUGCAACAGACUUCUCCUCCGCAGGGAGGGGAUGGAGGGUAUGCGGAUGGUGGGAACCUGUACGGAGUGGAUCCUUAUGCUCAUGCUGGCAUGGCACAUCCUCAUCCUCAGCAGCAGAGUUAUCAGAAUCAUUACUGA